This is a messenger RNA of Lemur catta (Ring-tailed lemur), 3091 nucleotides long. RefSeq names its product nuclear receptor subfamily 5 group A member 2 (gene NR5A2). Gene Ontology annotation, biological process: tissue development; regulation of transcription by RNA polymerase II; hormone-mediated signaling pathway. The coding region runs from base 206 to 1693 and encodes 495 amino acids. Lineage: Eukaryota; Metazoa; Chordata; Mammalia; Primates; Lemuridae. The transcript is spliced from 7 exons. Gene Ontology annotation, cellular component: RNA polymerase II transcription regulator complex. The record is from RefSeq and is a predicted model, not a curated record. Gene Ontology annotation, molecular function: zinc ion binding; nuclear receptor activity; RNA polymerase II cis-regulatory region sequence-specific DNA binding.
AAAAAGGACAGAGUCCAGGGAAAGACUUGCUUGUAACUUUCUGAAUUCUGGGUUUUUUUUUUUUUCUUUUUCUUAACUUUCACUAAGGGUUACUGUAGUCUGAUGUGUCCUUCCCAAGGCCACAAAAUUUGACAAGCUGCACACUUUUUCUUAUGCUCAAUGAUUUCUGCCUUAAACCAAAGGACUGCCUAUAAUUUCACUUAGAAUGUCUUCUAAUUCCGAUACUGGAGAUUUACAAGAAACUUUAAAGCACGAACUUACACCUAUCGUGUCUCAAUUUAAAAUGGUGAAUUACUCCUACGAUGAAGACCUUGAAGAGCUUUGUCCGGUGUGUGGCGAUAAAGUGUCUGGCUACCAUUAUGGGCUUCUCACCUGCGAAAGCUGCAAGGGAUUUUUUAAGCGAACAGUCCAAAAUAAUAAAAGGUACACAUGUAUAGAAAACCAGAACUGCCAAAUUGACAAAACACAGAGAAAACGUUGUCCCUACUGUCGAUUUCAAAAAUGUCUAAGUGUUGGAAUGAAGCUGGAAGCGGUAAGGGCUGACCGCAUGCGUGGAGGAAGAAAUAAGUUUGGGCCAAUGUACAAGAGAGACAGGGCCCUGAAGCAACAGAAAAAGGCCCUCAUCCGAGCCAAUGGACUUAAGCUGGAAGCCAUGUCUCAGGUGAUCCAAGCGAUGCCCUCCGAUCUGAGCAUCUCCUCUGCGAUUCAGAACAUCCACUCUGCCUCCAAAGGCCUACCUCUGAACCACGCUGCCUUGCCUCCUACGGACUACGACAGAAGUCCCUUUGUGACAUCCCCCAUUAGCAUGACAAUGCCCCCUCACGGCAGCCUGCAAGGUUACCAGACAUAUGGCCACUUUCCCAGUCGGGCCAUCAAGUCCGAGUACCCAGACCCCUACACCAGCUCGCCCGAGUCCAUGAUGGGCUAUUCCUACAUGGACGGUUACCAGACGAGCUCUCCAGCAAGCAUCCCUCAUCUGAUACUGGAACUGUUGAAGUGUGAACCAGAUGAGCCUCAAGUCCAGGCCAAAAUCAUGGCCUAUUUGCAGCAAGAGCAAGCGAACCGAAGCAAGCACGAAAAGCUGAGCACGUUUGGGCUUAUGUGCAAAAUGGCAGACCAGACCCUCUUCUCCAUCGUGGAGUGGGCCAGGAGUAGCAUCUUCUUCCGAGAACUUAAGGUCGAUGACCAAAUGAAGCUGCUUCAGAACUGCUGGAGCGAGCUCUUAAUCCUCGACCACAUCUACCGACAAGUGGUCCACGGGAAAGAAGGAUCAAUCUUCCUGGUUACUGGGCAACAAGUGGACUAUUCUAUCAUAGCAUCCCAAGCUGGGGCCACCCUCAACAACCUCAUGAGUCACGCACAGGAGUUAGUGGCAAAACUUCGUUCUCUACAGUUUGAUCAACGAGAGUUUGUGUGUUUGAAAUUCUUGGUGCUCUUCAGUUUAGAUGUCAAAAACCUUGAGAACUUCCAGCUGGUAGAAGGUGUUCAGGAACAAGUCAACGCCGCCCUGUUGGACUACACAAUGUGCAACUACCCGCAGCAAACAGAGAAAUUUGGGCAGCUCCUUCUGCGACUACCUGAAAUCCGGGCCAUCAGUAUGCAAGCUGAAGAAUACCUCUACUACAAGCACCUGAACGGGGACGUGCCCUACAAUAACCUCCUCAUAGAGAUGCUGCAUGCGAAGAGAGCAUGAGUCACAGCCCCUCUGCUUUCAAAACAAAAAGAGACUGGGGUGGGGGGAGGGGAAGGGGAAGAAGAACAGGAAAGAAAAAAAGUACUCUGAACUGCUCCAAGCAACACUAAUAAAAAAACUUGGUUUAAGGAUAUUGAAUUUAAAAAGGCAUAAUAAUCAAAUACUUAAUGGCAAAUAAAUGAUGGAUCAGGGUAUUUGUAUUGCAAACUGUGAAUCAAAGGCUUCACAUCCCCAAAGGAGUCCCCGUACAAGACAUUGUGAGGGCGUGGAUCGAACUCACAGGUGGACACCUACACUAUUAUCGGAAUAAAAAUGGACACAACAGUUCUUGUAUAUUUAAACUGAUCUCCGCUAUGAAGAAAUUUAGGAACUAAUCUGUGUUAUGAAUUAGGCUUAAACACGGGAGGGAUCUAAGCUUACAGAAUGCCUCCAUGGUAAAGCUGAACUGAAACAAGGCUCAAGACGGCGUCAGCUGUACCUACGACAGCCCCUCCCCUGUCCCUGGAAGCCCCCGUGCACCUUCCGCCCUGCGAUCGCGACAUCUGUACUAGAGACCUGUGUUCAGCCACACCCCACAGUAGCUCUACCAAAUCAUGAAAAGCCUAAUUUCGAAUGUCUGUGUCUUAGACCUGCAAACAGCUAAUAAGAACAGUCUAUUACUAUGUUAGCUUGCCAUUUUAAGUAUGUUCUCAAGUUCGUUUUGUCACAUGUUCAUAAUGUUAAAAAAAAAAAAGCAGGCAGUAUCCCUCUUCUAUCUUAUACAAGCAUUGAUCUAUAGAAAGGGAAAUGACCACAAACUUUUAAAGCAAAUGCUCCAUAGCUAAAGCAAGUUAGACCUUAUUUCUGCUGCUGUUGCUGAAGUGUGGCUUUGGCAUUUGUGGAUUCCAUAAACAUUUCUAGCAACAAGGCUUAUUAGGAUACACCAGUCUUUUAACCCUCCAGGUUUGUAGUUCGUUUAAAAAUAAAAAUAAAACAUGAAGCUUAUUUUGCUGGGAUGGCAAAUAGUUUCUGAAUAGUUGAAAACAAAAUCGAAGCAUGUUAAACCGUGCAAAGGGAAAAGAAAGGAUGAGAUAGGUUCAUUCUUGCUGUAAUUGAACAUCCCCUAAACUUGGGAUGGAAAUGGUGAUUUUUUUACAUAUGGCCUGGAAACAACAUUAAAGUAAUUCAGUUCUUCCCCAAAGAAAAAAGGAAGAGAGUGAUACUGACCUUUCUAAGUCAUAGACCAAAGUCUGGAGGACAAAGAGUUGCAAACACAUUCUCCCAACGACUUUAUCAGUAUUAUUAACAUGCAAUGCCACAGGUAUGAAAGUCUUGCCUUAUUUCACAACUCUAAAAGGUAGCUGUGCAGAUGUGGAUCAACAUUUGUUUAAAAUAAAGUAUUAAUACUUCAAAGUCAAA